Molecule: messenger RNA, 1876 nt
Organism: Procambarus clarkii (red swamp crayfish)
Lineage: Eukaryota; Metazoa; Arthropoda; Malacostraca; Decapoda; Cambaridae
Source: RefSeq, a predicted model, not a curated record
UGAACCAUCGUUCACUCUAAGUUCCCAACGGCAUUUCCCGUCACUAUAAGAACCUCUUGGGUUUAAAUGAUCCAGAAGAACAACCUGACUAUUAGUGACCUCAAGUUGGGUCAGUAAUACAUUACUUGUGUGAGUGGUGGUGUGGUCCUCACGGCCCAGUCGGCCUACACCAGGGUCGCCAGGCUCUGUGAUACGGCCGCCACAGUUUACUAAGCCUACGACAGCGUCAUCAUAAUAGGCCUACAAGAAGACCUCGCAGGAUACUUGGCGUGUUCUCCACUGGUGUACGUAAGCGGCGUGAGGAAUGUAUGGCGUCUGGUGCACAAGAGUAGGCCCACAGUAGGAUGGUACAGGUGCGUCCUGCGUCCGUCAUAGCGCAGUAGACUACACCUCGACGGUGCACUGGGAGACUUUGGCAGACAAGCCAGUGUGUGUGUGAGUGGAAGACUUGGUGAAGGACGAUGGUCGUCACAGUACCCGGGCGAGGGGCGGCCAGCGUCACAGUACCCGGGCGAGGGGCGGCCAGCGUCACAGUACCCGGGCGAGGGGCGGCCAGCGUCACAGUACCCGGGCGAGGGGCGGCCAGCGUCACACCCCCACUGCUGCUGCAUCUCGCCAUGGCGUCCUUCCUCUCAGGCUGUUGUGGGCUGCACAUCGUGGACCUGGUGGUGCCGGAGGUCAUCCAGAACGGGUCGCGGUCUUCUGUGGUCCUGGACUGCGCCUACCGCUACGAGCGCUACGAGCAGGAGGGCCUGGUGGUCAAGUGGUUCUGGAACAACGAGCCGGAGGCCGUCUACCAGUGGAUCCCAGGCAAGAUGCCCGAGGCCAUGGGCAUACUCAAGGGGCGGGUGAACCUGGAGUACCCAGCGACGCGGGACAAGUACAGCAAGCACAGGGCCCUGGAGAUCCUCCACCCGACCACCAACCUCACCGGCUCCUUCACCUGCCGGGUCUCCUCCUUCCACGAAGAGGACUUCGCCUCCAAGAAGAUGAUUGUCUAUGCGCCAGCCACCAGCAUGAACAUGUCGUACAGCAGGCCGGCGACGGGCAGCGUCAACAUCAGUUGUGACGCGCAUGGGAUGUUUCCCGAGCCUCACCUUCUGCUCUACAAGGGCGCCUCCAAGCGAACCAGGUCGUCGGUGGAGGCGGAGGUGGAGGUGCUGGAGGGGGAGGAGGGCUUCAGCAUCUACCUGGAGGCCGUGCUGGAGGACCGCUCUCUGCGCCACGAGACCAUCUUCGAGUGUGUGCUCCUCAUUCCUGGCACAGAGUACCAGGUCCGCAGGAGUAUUAUAUACUUCCCAGGUCACGACGCGUACAGCAGCUAUGAUUCAGCUGCUGGGAACAAAAAGUUGCAAGUAGCACGGGCUAUGGUGAGCCCGUAGUGGAGUUACCUGCCACAGGAGCGGGGCUGUAACUUGUGAUGUCAUUUUCAAGGAAUUGUUAUAUAGUAGAAUGCAAAGGUGUGUAGGAUGGUGUAUUGGUUAAGGUGUAGUGAUGCUGUGUUGUGUUGGCAGGUAGGGCGAGAGUGGCGGGUGCCUCGCCCCUGCUGGUGAUGCUGCUACUGCUGCCUCGCCUACUGCUGCUGCUCCAGCCUCCUGCUGCCACUAGCCUCCUCGCCCCUCUCCUAGGGGCCCUCUCCUAGGGGUCCUCUCCUAGGGCCCUCUCGCAAAACACAUUUCUCUACUCUUAAAGCUUCUCCAUACACUGUUUGCUCUUUCCGCUGCCGCUACAGUGUCACCCGCUGCCGCUACAGUGUCACCCGCUGCCUCUACAGUGUCACCCGCUGCCGCUACAGUGUCACCCGCUGCCGCUACAGUGUCACCUUGGGCCACAUUGGACACUAACGACCACAGUUACCUAGAGAGUCACCAAGAUG